CUCGGCUCACCAAGACUUGCGGAAGUCGAUGUUUCCAUAGAAGGCGUGGACCCUGCAAUUAAAGGUGUGGUACGUAGUUGGAUGGCUGGAUGAUCUUUUGAAAACGCAUCGCAGACAGCAAGAGGACAUCAAUGUUGACAAUUGAUCUGAGCCGGCAGAAAGGUUGAUAUCAAUUUGUCGAGGCUCAAUAAGCAUCGUCUCACGAUCGCGACGUCGACGGUCCCUGAAGCUGUCGAAUAGGACAUCGGAACAAGAUUGAUUUAGGAGCGGCAACUUGCCGGGGACAUGUGAUGACGAAUUAGGUGACGUACGAUGGACCGGGAGAUCCUAUCCAGCGGAGAGACACACGGACCGAACGACGACCAAAGCAGAGGAGGGAGGCGGAGUCGUUCAGUGGUCCUCGUUUUCUCGGGUGGAGAGUCGGCGGGCUGUUGCUUGAAAGGUUUUCUGCCGUAAAGGAUGAGCGGUCGGUAGAUCUCCCGCAGGACGUCCGUGACUACUUUACGGCACGGAGAGAUCAUUCGUGCGAGAUCUUCGUGUCCGGUUGAAGUCGUCUCUGUGCGCGUUGUAGCUUCUCCGCCUAGCUUAGCUUAGCUUCGGUUGCUAGCGGCUAGCAAAGAGACGCGUUAGCGACCAACAGACACGUCGCUCAGCUCAGCAGAGAUCGAGUGCGAACGGCGAGUGUUCAAGGAGGACGGGAGGACGGGAGGGCGCGAAGAGGGACGCUGGCGGACCUCAAGACGAGAACGAGCCACCACGUCAACGAUCGGACGCCGCUCGCCAGAUGCAGCCUCGAAUCGGGUUACGCAGAGCAGGCGCGUGUGAAAAUCUUCGUCCGGAGCAGCAGGAGCCAGAGAACCCUCACAUUAAAGAGGAAGAGGAGGAUAAAGAGGUUCAUCCCACAAAAGAGGAGGAGGAAGACUUCCUACGCAAUAAAGAGGAAGAGCACGAGGAAAUCAUCAGGGUUCCUUUGACGGGUGUCCCGUUGAAGAGUGAAGAUGAGGGUCAAAGUGAGGAGAGCGGAGGGGCGGAGCCUCCAAGCAGCAGCUCAAGUCUACACAUGACAACAGAAGGCGACGGAGACCACUGUGGAGGAUCACAAGCAGACGGACUCUUGGCUCCACUGUCAGAUGGUGACGACGUGACGUCACACUCUUCUGACUAUGAUGAUAAUGAAGAGUCAGAAGCUCAUAAGACAUGUCACACUGACAGCAAAUGCUGGAAAUGUUAUCAGUGCGGGAAAACGUUUCCUUAUAAGUCGAAUUUGAAACGACACGUGAAAACACACACUGGGAAGAAGGAUUAUGCCUGCUCCGAUUGUGGUAAAAGAUUCUACGCUAAGGAACACUUGACAAGACACGCGAGAAUUCACACGGGAGAGAAACCUUUUUGCUGUGCCGAUUGUGGGAAAAGAUUCUCUCGAAAGGGAGCUUUGACAACACACUCUAAAACCCACACUGGAGAGAAACCUUUUUCCUGCUCAGUGUGUGGUCAAAGUUUCUCUGUGAAGGGAACCUUAAAAAUUCACGCAAGAACGCACACUGGGGAGAAACCUUUUUCUUGCUCGGUCUGUGCUCAAAGAUUCUCUGUGAAGGGAACCUUAAAAAUUCACACAAGAACGCACACCGGUGAGAAACCUUUUGCCUGCUUAGUUUGUGGUCAAACAUUCUCUGUAAAAAGAAGUUUGACAAAACACACAAAAACCCAUGCUAGAGAGAAACCUUUUGCCUCCUCAGUUUGUGGUGAAAGUUUCUCUGGAAAAGAAACCUUGACAAAACAUACAACCACCCACACUGGAGCGAAACCUUUUGCCUGCUCAGUUUGUGGUCGGAGAUUCUUAGCAAAGCGAGCUUUAAACCGUCACACAAGGAUACACACUGGUGAGAAACCUUCAUCCUGCUUCGUUUGUGGUCAAAGAUUCCUCAAUAAGGAAACUUUAACAAUACACCUACAAACACACAUUGGGGAAAAACCCUUUGCUUGGGCAGUUUGUGGUCAAAGGUUCGCUCAGAAGGGAAACUUUGAAAAGCACACAAGAACACACACUGCAGAGAAACCUUUUUCCUGCUCAGUUUGCGGGCAAAGAUUCUCGCAGAAGGGAACCUUAAAAAGUCACACAAGAACACACACCGGAGAGAAACCUUUCGUCUGCUCAGUUUGUGGUCAAAGAUUCUCUCAGAAGGGAAACUUGACAAAACACACAAGAAGCCACGCUGGAGAGAAACCAUUUUCCUGCUCUGCUUGCGGCCAAAGAUUCUCUCACAAGUACCCGUCUAAGAAUCACAAGUGUGUUGGUGAGAAUAGCAGCGAUCGAUGUCGGAUUCGCCUCUCAUCUCGGCAGGCUUCGUCAGUUCACGCACCAAGGAUGAUUGUAUUCUGUGCACCGACUUCCCCUGUGGACAAGUGUUGAGAGUUAUAGCAUUCAUGCCCAAAACUUGUCAAUCAAGUAAAAUCGAAAUCUAAAAUGUAUAUCUACAACUUGUAUAUCUGAGUUGUCAAAUUACAACGUAAAUGGCCAUAUUUUGUAACUUAAUGUAUUGUAGUGGACUGAGUGGCAGAGGAUCCCCAAAUCCAGGUGUGAAAAACGGCUGUUUUAGCGCAAAAGGGUGCUUCGACGAAAUACUGAAGCAAAGGGUCUGAGUGAUUAUGGCUUUGUGAUAUUUCCGUUUUUCUUUUUUAAUAAAUCUGCAAAAAUUU
Messenger RNA from Phycodurus eques (leafy seadragon), 2697 nucleotides. Its product is annotated as gastrula zinc finger protein XlCGF57.1-like. Lineage: Eukaryota; Metazoa; Chordata; Actinopteri; Syngnathiformes; Syngnathidae. Bases 785 to 2410 code for a protein of 541 amino acids. The transcript is spliced from 2 exons. The record is from RefSeq and is a predicted model, not a curated record.